AUGCUAGUGGAUGCUGCUGAAAUUGCUAAGGAUUUGGAGAUACCACCAACCUUUGAGGCAGAACCACGAUUACGGCGGAGAAAAAAGCAAUUUGCAUAUGAAGCUGAAGAUGAGCCUGUGCAAGAUCCAAAACAAAAUUUCAAAGUGAAUUUUUUCUUUGCUAUACUUGACACAGCAAUAAGGUCGGUUGAAGAAAGGUUUGAACAAAUGAGAACAAUUGAAUCUGUAUUUGGUUUUUUAUAUCAUAUUCAUGGUCUACAGAGUAAAACUUCACAAGAAAUAUUGGAAUGUUGCAUGAAACUAGAAUCUGCUUUACAACAUGGUGAUAACAGAGAUUUAGUUGCAUCAGAUUUGUGUGGCGAACUACAGUCUAUUGCACGACGACUUUCUGAAGAAACAAAGUCUCCUCAAGAUGUUUUUCGAUUUAUUCUUUGCCAAAACUUGGAAGACAGUCUACCCAACCUUUGUAUUGCUCUUCGUAUUUUGCUGACAUUACCUGUUUCUGUCGCUAGUGGAGAGCGUAGUUUUUCCAAACUAAAAUUGAUAAAGACAUACAUUCGAUCAUCCAUGUGCCAAGACAGAUUGGUUGGGUUGGCAACUCUUUCCAUUGAGCACGAACUUGCAGACAAGCUGGACCUGAAGAUCCUUGUGAUCGAUUUUGCCCAGAAAAAGGCACGCAAAGUACAGUUUUGA
This is a messenger RNA of Hydra vulgaris (swiftwater hydra), 693 nucleotides long. RefSeq lists its product as uncharacterized. Gene Ontology annotation, molecular function: protein dimerization activity. Lineage: Eukaryota; Metazoa; Cnidaria; Hydrozoa; Anthoathecata; Hydridae. The record is from RefSeq and is a predicted model, not a curated record.